Phoenix dactylifera (date palm) is the source of this 1181-nucleotide messenger RNA. RefSeq names its product heat stress transcription factor B-4-like. The record is from RefSeq and is a predicted model, not a curated record. Gene Ontology annotation, biological process: regulation of transcription by RNA polymerase II. Gene Ontology annotation, cellular component: nucleus. Gene Ontology annotation, molecular function: DNA-binding transcription factor activity; RNA polymerase II cis-regulatory region sequence-specific DNA binding. NCBI's taxonomy places the organism in Eukaryota, Viridiplantae, Streptophyta, Magnoliopsida, Arecales, Arecaceae.
AAGCCUAUGCAUAUAUAUAAUCAUGAGUGAGAGAGAGAGAGAGGGUUUGAGGCAAUAUUGGGGCUCCGGUUCUCUCUUUGCUUUGCAAUGGCUUUCUUGAUGGGGAGAUGUGGUGAGAUGAUGGUUUCUGUGGACUCUCACAAGCCAGUUCCAGCACCCUUCCUGACCAAGACCUACCAGCUCGUUGAUGAUCCUUGCACUGAUCACAUUGUAUCCUGGGGUGAAGAAGAAACCACCUUUGUGGUGUGGAGACCUCCUGAAUUUGCAAGGGAUCUCCUGCCCAACUACUUCAAGCACAACAACUUCUCAAGCUUUGUAAGGCAGCUUAACACCUAUGGAUUCAGAAAGAUUGUUGCAGAUAGGUGGGAGUUCGCAAAUGAGUUCUUCAGAAAAGGGGAGAAGCAUUUACUCACUGAGAUCCACAGAAGGAAAAGCCCUCAAGUUCCUCACCACUACCACCACAACCACCAACACUACCAUGAAUCGCCACCUCCUUUCCAAGGUCCAGAUGAAAUGACCAGCUGGAUCGAGCCUCCCCUACCGCUCCCCAGUGGUGACGCCGAGUUCCUCUCGGCUCUUUCGGAGGACAAUCAGAGACUGAGGAGAAAGAACUCCCUCCUCUUAUCAGAGCUCUCACACAUGAAGAAGCUAUACAAUGACAUAAUCUACUUCAUCCAAAACCAUGUCACCUCAACACCCCCUGACCGAAGGCUUGUGAACCCAAGGCCUGGUAGACUUAUAGAACUCGCUCCUGAUGAUCAACUUCAGUCUCCUUCAGAGCUCCAAAAAGGAUCAAAAAAUCGCUUCUCGGCGACCAUGCCCGGGGACUCCGACAGCACCGUCAAGCUCUUUGGUGUUUCCAUUCAUGGCAAGAAGAGAUUGCACACUGAGACAGCCUGCGGUGAAAACUCAAAUGCAAGUGAUUAGAACAAUAGGGAGGAAUUGUUGGAAGAAAAGGUUUUGUUUGGAAGAAUUAAGACUACUGAGACCAACUCCCAUCGUGAGGGCGUUCAGUUUGAACUGUUGUUGUAGAAGACCUUAUAUGCUGUUACGGACUUUGUGCUCCUUGCUCUUCCCUUCUCGUGGAAGUUGAUCAGUCUUUUUUUUUUUUAAUGAUGAUUAGAAGUGUAGUGUACUGACAUUAUAUUAUAUUAUUAAGUCCUUCAAAUAUUUCUUUAUCU